AUGUUUCUAAGAAUCACUUAUUUUUCUGAGGAGGAAUCAAAAUCAUACCCACCUGACUUCCCUGGUCCAGUGGAUAAGAAUCUGCCUGUCCAUAUAGGGGACAGGGGCUCGAUCCCUGGUCUGGGAAGAUCCCACCCGCUCCGAGACCACGGAGUCUGUGUGCUGCAACAGCUGAGCCCUUGUGCCUCACAGCCUGUGCUCCACAGAAAAGAAGUCACCACAAUGAGGAGCGCUUGCACUGCAGCGAAGAGUAGCCCCCACCCACCGAGACCAGAGAAAGUCCUCCAGCAGCAGCCAAGGCUCAGCACAGCCAAAAAAGUCAUACCCACCCACAUCUGA
Molecule: messenger RNA, 339 nt
Organism: Rangifer tarandus platyrhynchus (Svalbard reindeer)
Lineage: Eukaryota; Metazoa; Chordata; Mammalia; Artiodactyla; Cervidae
Source: the annotation of a GenBank genome assembly